Messenger RNA from Bursaphelenchus xylophilus (pine wood nematode), 4393 nucleotides. Lineage: Eukaryota; Metazoa; Nematoda; Chromadorea; Rhabditida; Aphelenchoididae. The record is from the annotation of a GenBank genome assembly.
AUGUUUUCCCCACCAUCCAUCUCUCACAUUACCCUUCUAAUAAGUGGCUUCAUUGUCGGAGAAAUUGGCAUUUUGGUGUUAUGCGACAUGAACUCAAGCAUUCAAACCUCGGCCCUCGAGUGUCUGAAGGCCCAGGAAAUUUCGGAGAACACUCCGAUCUUCGUCAGUAUGAUUGGCGAGAUUUUGAUGAGUUGUCUUGUUCUGCUUCAACUAUAUCGAUGUGUAAUGUUGGUGAGGGAAAAACAUAUUCAGCUGCAUGCAAAUUUAAGGGUAAGGAAUUUUCUGAAUUUUUCUAACAUCAGCGUGCUAUGCCUGAGGAACAGCACGCUAAUUUCAGUGGUUUUUGGGAAAUUCAAAUAGAAGUUCUUUAUCAGUCUGUCGGGAAAAUAACGACCCAAUGUCGCUGCGCCAAUCGAGUCGCUGAAGUGAAAAACAAUUUGGUUUCGCUGCGACACAAUUCAUUUUCUUGGCAACGAUGCCAUCUUAAGAGCGCUCAUUAUUUUCCCGACACACUGAUAUUGAUGAACAGUGCUGCAUUUCAGCUCCUCAUGACCUGCGCGUUGAUUGGCUGCAUCUACACUUGCCUAACCUCCUUCGCAUUUCCCUUCUUUUAUCUAUGGCGACGAAGUCGGCAUGGCCAGCCCUGCGAUUACAUGUACGAAAAGUUGUACUGCUACAGUCUACGAUGGCCAGUGUAUUACGGCAUUGUGUUCCAAAGUUUCCUGCAUUUAGCUAUUUCGCUGGAACGCGCCUUGGCCACCAAGUACAUGCACACGUACGCGCAGGGAUUUUUGUGGUGUGGAAGGGUGAUUGCUGUGGGUGCGGUGAGUCAAUCUGUCUGCAUUUACAAGGGAAGGAAAAGCCUCUGUACGACCAAUCGCAAGGACCUAGAAAAUGUGGUCGUUUUAUCAGUCUGUCUGGAAAAUAAUGAGCACUCUGUGGCAUCGAAAAUCACAUCACGUCAAAUUGCUUUUCGCUUCAGCGACGAGAUCGGCGCACGUCAAACCAAGGAGUCGGAUGACCGGGAUAGACUCGUCGCUAUCGGGUUUUUACAUUUCGGUUUGAGUUCACAGAGAAGACAAAGAAAGGACGCGCAAAACGAGGAUAAUUGUGAAGCUGCCCCAAAUUAAUACCAUUUUGCCCCCAAACACAUGCCCCCAAACGAGCUUGGAAGCUGUCCCCCAUAGAAAAAAUAGUGUGGGGACCAUACUUCAGGGUGAACUCACACCCCGGGCAAAAAAAUUUAAAAAAAUCGUGGUGGCGAUUGCGUAACAAGUAAAAAUUCUAAGAUUAUGACUAAAUGUCGGAUAUAGGGGUAUCGAUGGCUCUGAUUUCGAAAAUGAGAUUCAUUUUUUUAUGAUUCUUACAAUUUCGCUUAAGUAUAAUAGUACUGUGAAGUAGUCAUUUUCGAUUUUGUAACAACAAAAAAAUAUCAGCGAAAAACAAUAUAAAAUUAAAUAACAAAGUACAAACCGCAUACAGAACAAGACACGGAUGCCAUGAAGUAUUUCUCAAAAUUAGCCGAACGGUGAUGCCAUAACGCUGCAGGUAUCACUGAAGUCGGUUCGGACAUUCUCAACCUUUGCCGUUAUAACAUCGUCAGCUAAUGUUGGGAAAAUGCUCCACCUCUCCGAGCUAUUCUGAUCCUUCCGCGACGUGUCGAUUGUACGAUGUGUGGGUCACGAGCUGAGUAAGGGAAAGGAAUGAGGUUUACCUUGUAGUCGACCAGAAUGGCGUGUUUUCACUGAUUAACGCUCUUUUUACCAUGAGGGCAGGAACAACUGUAAAAACCAUCUUCUCCGCUGAGCUUGUAGAAUACUUCCUUCAGCGUUCGAUAGGACUCCAGGUCGUAAAAUUCACCCUUCUCCAGUUUCAAGUGCAUGUUGAGCAUGUCUUGUUUACUGGUGGUCACUAGUUUGUCACUUGCGAUGAUGACAACAUUGCCGUUGGAGCAGGAACAUAGUGGUCGAUUGGAACACUUCAAAUCAUACGCUUUUUUCAAGUCUUCAGUGGUUACGGGUGGAAUCGUCGGAGGAGGAUGAUUCGCCAACUCGAAGCUUUUGUAGGAUAGAUUAGGCAUGGCUCCGGGCCGGGCCGGGCCGACUAAUUUCUCGGUCCGACCCCGGGCUUCGGUUUUUAGGCCCAGGCCGGCCCGGGCCUUGGCUUCCAGAACUGUUCUUACUAACAAGGGAAUGGUCUGAACUUCCCCCAGCGUUAAGGAAAAUGACUAGUACAGGUGGAUAGAGCAGGUCGACUUUGGUAGAAAAAGGCAAUUUCCAGCUGCAAAAUAAGCACCGCCGACGAGAAAAACCGACCGAAACUUCCGAAAAAAUUUCCUCUUUCUCUUCCCUCGGAAAAGAAGAGGAGCACCCAGUGGUUCGGUUAGUCGAGUGGAUAGAGCGUCCGCUCGAUGUCCUUUUGGGGGUUGGUUCGAUUCCGGGGCAGCGCGAGUGGCUAUGAUAAGGCUUCAGCGACCAAGAUAAACUCUUGUGAACCAAAAAAAAUUAUUUUUCAAUUUUUAGAUUUUCUAGAGAUCAUAAAACACAUAAAAAAGGAUUUCCAUGUAAAUUCCGCCAGUUUUUUUUCCAGAAGAUUCCAGAACGUUCCCAAUCAUACUCCAAUAAGGAGCAAACUGAAGCACAUCUUGAGCACAUUGGGGGUUUUGAUAAACGUCCACUAGUGUUCGGAAUACAGACAGUCCAUGACUAGAUUAUUGAAUAUGACUGGAACCGUUCUGGAAUCUUACAGAAAAAAUGGAGGAAUUUACAUAGAAACCCUUUAUUAUUAUGUGUUUUAUGAUCUCUAGAAAAUCGAAAAAUUGCAAAAUAUUUUUUUUUGGUUCACAAGAGUUUAUCUUGGUCACUGCAGCCUUAUCAUAGCCACUCGCGCUGCCCCGGAAUCGAACCAACCCCCAAAAGGACAUCGAGCGGACGCUCUAUCCACUCGACUAACCGAACCACUGGGUGCUCCUCUUCUUUUCCGAGGGAAGAGAAAGAGGAAAUUUUUUCGGAAGUUUCGGUCGGUUUUUCUCGUCGGCGGUGCUUAUUUUGCAGCUGGAAAUUGCCUUUUUCUACCAAAGUCGACCUGCUCUAUCCACCUGUACUAGUCAUUUUCCUUAACGCUGGGGGGAAGUUCAGACCAUUCCCUUGUAAAGAGUGUAAUGUUUACACAAAAAAAUAUAUUUUUUCAGUACCGAGCUGGCAAAGACGUGGCCAAAAAGUGUUUUCUCUCUGACCGCUCUCCGGGUUUCGCGUACUCUCUCAGCCGCAUAGAUUGUUGAAUAUUUUGGUCGUCCUUGCGAAACGCGAGCUAAAAAUUUUAGGAAUUAAUAUGUGGCCUAUGCCCACAUUAUGUGCGAAAUUUAAAAACCUGAGCGUUGCACUUGGGGUACUUCUACAUAUAUCAGGGUAAAAUUGGCUCUUGAAAUUGUUUUCUAUGAACGGGUCUUGUUGUCUUAAGUAUUCAAAAGGAGCGUAGAAAUAAAAAAAGUGUCAAAUCCCACAAGCCCUCUAACGGUAAGCAGUGUAUUCACUUUUCAUUACAGCUACUCGCAGCAAUUCUAAUGGCCAGUUUGAUCCUAAAACCCGACGAUACGCUUGCCUACUUUACCUUCUGCAAUAUCACAAAUCCCUCUACAGUCGUGCAAAUGCAAGUUGGCCUCGCGGUCAUGCUGACAAUCGACUGUUUGGCGGUAAUUACGGAUAUUACGGUAUAUACGAUAAAUUAUCGAAUUAAACGGCACCGCAAGAGAAUGUAAGUGAGAGAUACUGUAUCAUCAUGCAUCAACCGUAUAGUAUACAUAAAACUUUUCGAAAAUUAUGGAUUUUCCUCCAGAUCGCCCAAGAUUUACACCCUAACAUGGUCGUAUCAGCUGACGGAGAAUAAUUGCUCAACGACCAUUGUCAUUCCCGUUACUGUUUCUCAGAGCAUUUGUUAUUUGUUGUACAUCACUUCUUCGUUGGUUGUGCGCAUUACGCAUCAAACGGGCGUCGCGUUCUACGCAUUGACCAAUUUCUGCUUUAUGGGGAGUUUAGAGGGCGUACCUCUGCAAUAGCCUUUAGAUUAACCUAAAGAAAUCGCUUUCUUUCAGUUCUUCCAGCUCAGCCUACUCACGGCGACCAUUGCCUUUCAUCACAAAUACCUCAUGAACUACAACAACCAAACGGAACGUCGAAAUGCAAUGAAGGAAAAACAGUCCAGCCAAGAGUAUUUUACAUUCUUGGAGCGACAUCUGGACGAAGCCUAUAAAAAACGGAGCGUUGUGACGGCCAAAAACAACUCCGCGAUGAAAAAUGUGGCUCAUUCUGCUGGAGGGAGCGCUCCGGACCUGAGGCUGGACAAACACAACGGAGUGAACGUAAUUAUGAUGAAAUUGACGAGUUGUGAAGAGUAG